This is a messenger RNA of Perognathus longimembris pacificus (Pacific pocket mouse), 1752 nucleotides long. Its product is annotated as zinc finger protein 709-like. Gene Ontology annotation, biological process: negative regulation of transcription by RNA polymerase II. The transcript is spliced from 8 exons. Lineage: Eukaryota; Metazoa; Chordata; Mammalia; Rodentia; Heteromyidae. Gene Ontology annotation, molecular function: DNA-binding transcription repressor activity, RNA polymerase II-specific. Bases 1 to 1752 code for a protein of 583 amino acids. The record is from RefSeq and is a predicted model, not a curated record.
AUGGUUAUGGCCUCCCCAAGUCAGCCCCGGAGGCAGCAGUUCUGGCCUGGUCGGGCCUCUCCCACCCUCAGGGCCUCUGUGACCCUGGAGGACGUGGCGGUGACCUUCAAUGCUGAGGAGUGGGCUCUGCUGGAUCCUUCCCAGAAGAAGCUGUACAAGGAUGUGAUGCUGGAGACCAUGUGGAGCCUGGCCUGCGUGGAUGAAGUAAGAAGACACGGAGACAAGAAUGUUGCAGAUGCUUUUAAAACAAGUGAAAAUAUGAGAGAUCAAGUGUUUGAGAGAGUCUUUGUACAUGAAGAAAAUGGAACUCAAAGUGAAAAAUUCAUCACGCACAUCCGACUGGUAUCCAGAAGGAUUUUGGGGAGGAAGUUGGGUGAAAACGGGAGGUAUGGCUCCCCCCUGUCUGCUCCGACAUUGCCCAGCCUGCCCCUCCCCACUCCCACAACACAGAAACAUCAGAAACCCAAACAAACUGCCUCCAGAAAGAAGCAAGAUGAAGGUGCGCAAAGUGGGAAAGCUUCCCAGAGUCACAAUGACGUCCAAAUCUAUGUGAAAAUUGACACGGGUGGAAAGGCACGUGGAUCUGAGCAACCUGGGAAAGACUCUGCCUCUCCUUCCACGAGCACCUCUGCUCAGGGAAAGACCAGCACGGGCCCCAAACCAUAUAUGUGCAAGGAGUGUGGAAAAUCCUUCUCGUUCUUGAGUAGCAUCCGGCGACACAUCAGGGCCCACACGGGAGAGAAGCCCUAUGGGUGUGAGCAGUGCGGGAAAGCCUUCAGCUACCUGACCAACUUCCAGCAACAUAAGCGAACUCACACUGGCGAGAAACCCUAUGUGUGCAAGCAGUGUGGAAAAGCCUUUGCCUACUACAACUCCUAUCAGCAGCAUAACCGGACUCACACGGGAGAGAGACCCUAUGUGUGUAAGAUGUGCGGGAAGGAGUUCACCAGCCGUACGUCCCUGCGCUACCACGAAAGUGUCCACACAGGAAAGAAACCCUAUGUGUGCAAGCAGUGUGGGAAAGCCUUUCCCUGCACCAGCUCCAUCCGCAGGCACAGCAUGAUUCACACUGGCGAGAAGCCCUUCCUGUGUAAACACUGUGGGAAAGGCUUUAUCUCCUCCAGUUCCUUCCGCAUCCACGAGCGCAUUCACACGGGCGAGAAGCCAUUCAUGUGCAAGCAGUGUGGCAAAGGUUUUGUGGGUCACAGCUCCCUUCAAUGUCAUGAGAGGAUCCACACGGGGGACAAACCCUAUGUGUGUGAGCAGUGUGGCAAAGCCUUUUCUUCCCUGAGCAAUUUUCGAAGGCACAAGCAGAUUCACACAGGCGAGAAGCCCUAUGUGUGCAAGCAAUGUGGGAAAUCGUACCCCUAUUAUGGUUCCCUCCAGAGGCAUGAAAAGAGCCACACUGGAAAGAAGCUUUAUGUGUGUGAGCAGUGUGGGAAAACCUUUACUCUUUGCAGGGCAUUUCAAGAACACCAAAAAAUUCACACUGGAGAGAAGCCCUAUGGAUGGCGCCAUGCUGUCCUCCUGGCCUGCAGCUCACCGUGGCACUACCAGGAAGCAGGCCCAAGCUCCCAGAGCUAUCUCCGAGGAUAUGGCAGCGACCGGACUCUCAUGGAGGAGCCAACGCCCACUGCUUUCGCUGGUGAUCGGAUACUUCUUACCGCCACAAGAAGGCCCUACCCGUCGCGGAAGCUCGUGAUUAGACAGUUCUUAAAGCCAUCAAGUAGGCCCCGCCCACCACCCGGGUGA